AUGGCGGCUACAAUUGGGAGUGAUUGCAGUGGGCUUCCUCUUGCCAUUCAUGUGAUCAAAGGGCUCUUGUCAAAGGUUGAAAGAUCAAGAAAUGUUUGGUAUAAUUUUUCAACGGAUAUAAAAGCUUCAAUUGUUGAAUCGGACGAGCAUUUCUCCAGUAUACUUUCCUUGAGUUAUAACCACUUACCGAUUCGCUUGAAACCAUGUUUCUUGUAUAUGGGAGCUUUUCCAGAAGAUUACGAGAUUAAGGGAUCUAGACUUAAGAGUAUGUGGAUAGGCGAAGAAUUUGUGAAAUAUAAUGGAGAUAAGAGUUUGGAGGACGAGGCCGAGGAUUACUUAAAAGCUCUAGUGGAGAGGAAUCUUGAUCUAUGCAUAAGGAAGGCUAACAAGGAGAAGUUUUUAAACGUCAAGAAUUCCUUGCGCCGUGUUAGUAUUCUGUCACCAUUUGGAAUAGAAGAUAUUGAUUCGGGUGCUAGAUGUAAUGAGCAAGGUUUUCCGAUUGGAAUAUCAAAAUUGUGGAAUCUGCAAACCUUGAUUUGUCAACAACCGACAACGCUUGGUUUGCCAUCUGAGAUAUGGGAGAUGUCUGAGUUAAGACAUCUCAAGUUGUACACAACAAUUGAAAUUGGGAAAGGAUACAACAUAAGAUGUGCUUGCAAGAAACUGCAGACGAUUUACUUUGUGAGGAUAACUCCUUCUCUGAUUAGGAGUGGUUUCUUUGAGAUCAUCCCAAAUGUCAUAAAGUUAGGAAUCUAUUACAUCGACUCACCCGACACUGAAGUUGAUCUUAGCCAUCUCCGGAAACUCGAAAAGUUAAGAUGCGAAUCUGAGUUGAAUAAAGACGGUAGCCGUUUUCUGCACCAACUCAUAUUUCCAUGUAAUAUUAGAAAGUUGGUUCUAGUUGGUAGUGUGGUGUUUCGGAGUUUCUUGACAACUCUAUGUGCGCUACCGAAUCUGGAAGUGCUUGUAAUAAGCGAUUGUGUGUUUGAAAGAGAUGGGGAGGCAGAGGAAGAAGUGUGGGAGGUGACAGAAGGAGAUGAGUUCCGUUCGCUGCAAUGUCUGCGCCUCAUUUCCUUAAAUAUAGUGCACUGGAGAGCCGAUGAGACCAAUUUCCCUAUUCUCCGGGAGUUGUAUGUAACCGGAUGCAAUGAUUUAGAGGAAAUCCCAUGA
This is a messenger RNA of Salvia hispanica, 1170 nucleotides long. Its product is annotated as late blight resistance protein R1-A-like. The record is from RefSeq and is a predicted model, not a curated record. Lineage: Eukaryota; Viridiplantae; Streptophyta; Magnoliopsida; Lamiales; Lamiaceae.